UGAAGAUCCGUGGCCGACGACGACGUGUCUCCUUUAUAUGAAACAAAUUUUUAAUUCGAAAUUAUUUAAUUAGGCUUAACACAGACUAUUUUCUUCCGCGUAUCACUACAACCAUUCCUACCACGUUAUCAAAAAAUAUCAACAUUUAAAUCAAACAAUCAUGAGCGUUAUAAAAAAAUAAAGUUUGUGUUUUCACUACGACUGAUGUAAACAAAAGAUUUAACUCCGGAUAUUAUGAAGAAUUGUGAUUUGUGUACAUUUGUGACUGCAUGAGGCGUGUUUUAGAGUAUUUUAGGAGGACUAUUAGAAGACAUAAGAUCUCGAAAAUGAGUGCAGUGAGCAGGGACGCGCCUAUAGGCGUGCAGUGCCUUCAGAAACUCAGCGGCAUCUUUUGUCCUCGGUUUCAGACGAAUAGACUACUUUUGUACCAAGUGACAGUUCUAGCGUUGACAUACUUCACGUACAUGACGUACCACCUGACGCGCAAGCCCAUCUCCGUGGUGAAGAGCGUGCUGCACAGAAACUGCAGCGAGCUGCCGCCGCCGCCCGACGUCGGCCCCGGGGACGACCAGUGGUGCAACUGGCCGCCUUUCAACACGACAGAUGCGAACACGUUGCUGGGCACGCUGGACUCUGCGUUCCUGUUCUCAUACGCGGGCGCCAUGUUUGUUUCUGGGAUGGUGGCCGAGCGCGUCGACCUCCGCUACUUCCUGUCGCUGGGGAUGCUGUUCUCGGCGGCGUUCUGUUACCUGUUCGGCGUCGCGAAGACGUACGACAUCCAUCACAUCUCCUACUACCUCCUGGUCCAGGCUGGAGCGGGUAUAGCGCAAACAACGGGAUGGCCGGGUACGGUCGCCAUCGUGGGGAAGUGGUUCGGACACACGAAAAAAGGACUUAUAUUUGGUAUUUGGAACUCGCAUACGUCGCUCGGCAACAUACUGGGCACGCUGAUGGCGGCAGCAUUCGUGGAGAAGGACUGGGCGCUGUCGUUCAUAUACCCGGCGGCUGUCAUGGCCGCCGUCGGGUUUGUCGUGUUUCUGUUUCUGCCGCCCGAGCCCCGGUGCGUCGGCGUCGUGCUGCCCUCCGCCGGCGAGAGAGAGUACCGACCGUCACGUUCUGAUGAUGAAGAGGACGCCACAGAAGUUAUAGUAGGAGAUCAGACGGCGAGCCUCAGGCCCCACCGGCACUCCACCAACGCCCCGCCGUCGGAGCUGACCGCGCUCCUCGCCCCGCGCGGCGCCUCUAGUGCCAUCUCGCUCUCGCGCGCGGUCGCAAUCCCCGGAGUCAUGGAGUUCUCACUGUCUCUGUUCUUCGCUAAACUCGUCUCUUAUACGUUCCUGUAUUGGCUGCCGUUGUACAUCAACACUUCCACGCACCUCACUCCCAAACAGUCCGGCGACCUGAGUACAGUGUUCGACAUUGGAGGUAUAGCGGGCGCGAUCGCGGCCGGACUUGUGGCCGACUGUACCGGCUGUCCGGGGAUAGUCUGCGUCGCGUUCUACACUGCCAGUGCGCCGUUCUUGCUAGCGUACCAGCGCUGGGGCGCGGCGUCGUACUGGCUGAAUGUGACGCUGCUGGCGCUCACCGGCGCGCUCGUCAACGCGCCCUACUCGCUCAUCACCACCGCCGUCAGCACGGAGCUUGGUACACACAGCAGUCUAGCUGGCAACUCGCAGGCUCUGGCGACGGUGACCGCCAUCAUUGACGGCACAGGGAGCGUUGGCGCAGCUAUAGGUCCGAUGCUGGCGGGCGUGGUGUCCAGCAGUGGGACCUGGUCCCACGUGUUCUACAUGCUCAUCAGUUGUAACUUGAUGGCCCUUUUAUUGCUGCUCAGGGUGGUGAAACACGAAAUCGCCAAGUUAAGACAAGAACGACGGUCGACGUCCCCGCGGGUCGUGCGGAUAGAGUGAGCGAAAUGUACAAUAAAUAAUAACUGAAUUAUCUGACUUAAAAUCAUAGUGAGAUACCACCAAAUUUCAAUGGAAAAAUAAUUAAACAAAUAUCUCUACAGUUCAUAGUCGGCUUUACCGACUACAGUUACAUGAAAAUAAAAUAAAUAUAAAGCUAGUCGGUAAAGUCGACUAUCCCGCUAUAAUUGGCUGACUUAUAAUUCAGCGACAGGCCAAUAGAUACUGACUUAUAUUUUUAUGAUGUUGAAUUUAUUUACUUUUACAGCCAAAUCUAAAAAUUUAAUAAAAUAAUUUUAAUAAAGAUGGUGCCUAGUCGUCGAAGCCGACUAUUGACCGUGUUUAAAUCUACGUUUAGUCGGCAAUGCUGACCACAUUUAGAUUGCACAUGGCUAUUUAUAGCUUGUAUGAUUUUCAGUGAAUCUCUUUUAUGACAGGGAUUUUUUAGAAUAGUAAUUCCGAACAGAAUUGUUGAUAUAUGCAGGGUUGAGGUCCCGCCUGACCACAAUGUAUAAUAACUGCAAAAUAAUAUGACCACUCCAUAUCCUCUCGUGAAUGUCGUACAAGGCAUCUAAGGGACCCAGCUUUGGCAGCUGAUAGGCAACAGCAUUCCAAAGGAGGGUUAAUGUGAGGCGGUCGGUUGUAAAAUCACUGCCGAUUUUCAACAUUUUACGGUUUAUUUAUUUUUCACCGACCCCAGACUUCGCGACGUCACGCGCGAGGAGAAUGUCAAUGACUUGCAUUGACGUGUGGGCAGUGCUAUUGAGUUUGCAAUGACUGUACAGUUCGUAGUUUCCAGUCCUAACAUGUGAUCAAUCGUCACGGCUAUUGUUGAAUUAUAAAUCAAAAAUCAAAUAUACACAUUCUAAAGUUAAACAUUUAUUGACCGCGACAAUAAUUUCCUAAAAUGUCAAUAAUUAUUUAAAUGUAUUUGUUACACAUGUCGCACAUGUUUUUAACUUAUUUUUGAAAAUAUUAAUGAGAUGAAAAUAUUCUGGCAUCGAGCGGGAAUUGAACCCGCGCCCCCGUCUAUCCGGCACAAGAGCUAGCUCAGUGGUCAAGAGCACUGGCUCUUGACCACUGAGCUAUCGAGACCAUGCCAGUUCGGCUGAAUUAAUUCAUCUGUUUACGUCUCACGCCGACGUACAGUAUUUUCACUAGAAGAAUAGCAGGUACUCUUAAAUAGACAGGGGCGCGGGUUCAGUUCCCGCUCGAUUCCAGAUUUUUUUCAUCUCAUUAUUAUAAGUCAAUAAUUAUGUUGUAAAAUCAUAAAAAGACAAGGUGGGAUUGUUUACAUAAUAAGACGGAGAAAAAUCGGAGUUUAGGUAGGUACGUUGGUUUGUACAUCAAAACACAUUUUUGUUCAAUUGAAAACAAAAUAAUGCAUUUUUUUAAAUAUUCCCUUCAAUACAUACCUGCGUUUGAUUUUUUUUUUAUUUAGUAAAAUGUAUGUUUUAAUUUUUUAUUCCAAUUAAAGGUACUGUGUGAUAAAUAAGUAUAAUUAGUACUAAAUAACGGCCCGAACAGUUUGAAGGCUCUGAUCUCGGAAACUAUAUACUGUGGGCGAUGGGUCGACGAAGCUACCCAAUCACAGUGCGGCAUUGUGACGCAACGUCAACCACACCGCAUUGUGAUUGGUUCGCUUCGUCUCACUGCGAAUCGACUCGAUAGUGAGAUAUGAAUUGAAAACCCACAACUGGCCCUCUACUCUGAUUUGGGAAAUUCUGUGCACGAUAGCUAUCUUCAUGUGGUUUGACGAUCCAGAAUUGGCUACUUGACUGAGUAUAACAUUAAAUUAAUACAAUAAUUAAAUGACACUUUAUCGGUUUUAUUAAUUACGUUAUACAAUGAAUUUUACGAGAUUAAUUUUUCGGUCUCAUUAGUUUUUUUAAUCCAAAAUCCGUGACGUCACAAUACAUUCAUUAAAGUUUUUUGUCAUUAGAAAAAAGUAUCUGAUUUGACUAGUAGCCAAUUACGAAAUUCCCACGAGAACGAAUUCGAAAUUACUUGUAAAUUACAUAACGUUUGAAGUAUUUUUUUUUUAGUUAAAUAAAGUUAGUUUGACAGCACUUACAUAGGAUGCCCCAGGACAGAGAUGGUUGGCGGAGACGGAAGGAGGGCUACCCCCAGCAGUGGGUCACGGGGGGCUGCAGGGGAUCAUGAUGACUACUGUCAGUUACUUUAGUGUAUAGAAAAAUCUUUGAUAGUAUUGUAGACUGUGUUUCAAUGAUUUGUUUUAUUUUGUGUGUUAAUUUAAUAAGGGAUGUAAUAAAUUAUUAGAGUUAUUUUUAGACACUUUGUAGUGUCUUGAAAAUUUUUUAUGUCAACUGACAGAAUAAUGAGAAGAAAAAAUGGUACUUCCAGUUUUAUGUAAUACGCGAGGCGUAUUUUGUUAAGAAAAGUUGCAAAAAGAUUUGCAGUUCUUUUUAAUUUUAUUCUUUGAGGCAUAUGUUUCUUUUGACAAUGCCUUAACGAAUUGUGCGCGCAUUUGGUCAAAAUUCUUCUAUUAAUAAUUGAAACAAUUUGCUUAAAAUUGUCUUAUACAUAUAUAAUAUAGAAAUAUCGGACUACAACUUAAAUAGGAAAUUGUAAAUAAAUGUACAAAAGAAAUAUGUAUAUGAUGUAAUAAAUGUUAUUUACAAUUAU
Molecule: messenger RNA, 4553 nt
Organism: Plodia interpunctella (Indianmeal moth)
Lineage: Eukaryota; Metazoa; Arthropoda; Insecta; Lepidoptera; Pyralidae
Gene: MFS16
Product: Major Facilitator Superfamily Transporter 16
Exons: 14
Coding region: 270-1910 (546 amino acids)
Biological process (GO): transmembrane transport
Cellular component (GO): membrane
Molecular function (GO): transmembrane transporter activity
Source: RefSeq, a predicted model, not a curated record